Molecule: messenger RNA, 423 nt
Organism: Oryctolagus cuniculus (rabbit)
Lineage: Eukaryota; Metazoa; Chordata; Mammalia; Lagomorpha; Leporidae
Gene: DEFB135
Product: defensin beta 135
Biological process (GO): innate immune response
Cellular component (GO): extracellular region
Source: RefSeq, a predicted model, not a curated record
CAGUGGCUCCCCUUGGCAUCUCACUUGCCUCUUUGCUGAUUGGUUUGGCCAUGAGGAGCUCAAUCUUGAUCCUUGUGGUCCUUGUCUUGCUCUCCUACGUUCCACCAGUGAAAAGUGGACCGAAUAUUUACAUCAACAGGAUCUUCUCUUCAUGCUGGCGAUUGAAAGGGACUUGCAAGUUGAAAUGUACAGGAAGUGAAUUAUAUCAUAUUAUUUGUAAUACUCAGUAUCUGUGCUGCAUCUCCAAAUCCAAUUUACCUAUCCUUGUUGGGAGGUAGCUGUGAGACCGUGAAGGCUCCUGCUCGUUUUUCCUGGGCUUCCAGAUCCUUCUCAGUUGCACCAUCCCACUAAAACCAUGGCUUCAACCCAGCAGUGCUUUUGUGUCUGCUGUGCUUCUCUUGAUUGUCCCUCCUGUAGAAACAC